Molecule: messenger RNA, 1584 nt
Organism: Patiria miniata (bat star)
Lineage: Eukaryota; Metazoa; Echinodermata; Asteroidea; Valvatida; Asterinidae
Exons: 2
Coding region: 1-1584 (527 amino acids)
Molecular function (GO): protein binding
Source: RefSeq, a predicted model, not a curated record
AUGCCGUCGGACCAAUGGACCAUAGGGACGUCGCCGGAAAACAAAAUAUCUGUGGUCAUGGCAGACUGUGACAUUUCUGGAAGUGACAGUAUGAGUGAAUGCACCACCGCUGCAUCGAGUGGAUCUCUUAUCUAUGCUGUCCCCGAUGACUUAAUACAGACGAUUUUGCAACAUCUGAGUGUGACCGACCUGUGUCACGUAGCAUCAUGCUGCCGUUGGCUACGCGAUGCAACCAAUCAGGAUUCACUCUGGCGCCCUCUUUGUAAAAGUAGAGGAUGGGAGCACUAUGGCACCACCACAGACCUGGCUAAGAUAGCCUCCUACGGACCUUCCGAGCAAGUAACCGAUACUAGUGGAGCAGGGGACGACAUUGUCACCUUCCAGGAAGAUAGGAUCGUGACUGAUGACAACACAGGGUGCUUAACCAGCACUUGCCGGUGGAAAGGCGUCUACAUGAGAGCUUACCAUCUGGAUAGAAACUGGGCUACAAAUUCAUCUCAUUUCAAGAGGUUUAUUAACCUUGAUCUGGGAGAAACACAAGGUCCCGAAAGUCCUAGUUUCUGUAUCGAUGGGGAUCUACUGGCCAUUAAAAAAGGUCGUCAAGCAAUCCAGGUAUAUAAUAUUCGGAAGAAGGCCAUUCAGUGUGUUCUUCCUCCCAUCGAACCAACGUACAAUUGUGAUUGGGACCGUGGAUUUGAGUUCAGAGAUGGCGUAAUUGUGGUGCCUUGCAGUGAUGGGGUGGCAUAUGCGUUUGAUGCAAGCACAGGAGCGCUGCUUCAAAAAAUAAGUGGUAACUGGAGCCGCAGCUCUGUGUCAAUGUUCUUUGAUGGUGAACUGAUCAUCACCUAUGUGUAUACUUUUCAGACGAAUGUUGAUAAGAACAGCGAGAAGUUCCGUGACAUUUUCGUGUGGUGUGUAAAAGACAGCCGACAUCAACGCAUCCUAACAGUGGACCCUUCUGAGGGUGUCUGCGUUUGUUAUAACGCGGACUAUCGGGACAAGAUAGUAGCAGCUUUCUACGAUGAUGACUACAUUCGCGUGUGGGAUGCGAGGAGCGGGGAGUGUUUGCAUAAACUAAAAUGCCCAGGGGAAAAGUCAAACGUCAAACUUGGCGAUAAUGUUAUCGUUGGUUUCAGUAAGGCAAUCGACGAGGAAGUGUGCGAUAUUAUUAUUUGGAGCCAAGGCACGGGAGUUUGUCAAAAGGUGAUACGUAAAGCAUCGGGUUACUGGAUGUACCCUUAUGCGCAGGUCGUGAAUGAUUUUAUAUUAUGGCAUGAAAGGAAAAAAUCUGGCGAUGCGACUUACUCCCUGUACAUUUACAAUUUACGUAAAGAAUCGGUAACGGAGAUGGUGCAUCAUUGCGAAGAUACUACAGGAAACGGAAGCAAGCUCGUCUACUUUGUUUUAAACGAGCUAGUCAAAGGGAUAAAGAGAACAGGGAAAAGGGUCGUCUUCAACGCCGCUCCAAAUGGCUUGGUACGACUCUUCGAUGUUGGUCUUUACCAGGUCAUCUGGAUUGACGACAUCAGAAUGAUCCUCUAUGACGAUAGAGAGCAAAGACUUCUUUUCCAUCAUUUCUGGUAA